AUGAACAAAGACGUUUCAGAAGAGCCAUCAAUUGAACCACAAGUUCAAGGAAAUGAAUCAAUUGGGGACAAUCAGUCCGAGGAGACGCAUUUAACACGAUUCAAAGAACGAAAAAGAGAAGAAGAACUUCAACGAAAAUCAAAAUUAAAACAAAAGGAACAUAAUGUUGUUAUUCAUCCAAGAUUAAAACCCGUACCAUUUAAAAAUCUGGAUUUAGCACCUUCAUCAACUCCUGAUCAAAAUGAAGUUAUAACUAUAGAAGGAAUUAAAUUUGGACAAAUUGAAGAUCUUCCUUUUAAUAAACGAGGAUUCAAAUAUAAACAUUGUCGACCAAAUCCAGGAUUUGUCUCCAAUUUGUAUUCCACAACUGAUGAUAAACCAUAUGAGGUGAGAACUAGUUUAUUUGAUAGAUCAGCAGGGAUAUUGCUUAGUGAAGAUUUAAGUACGAUUACCACAUCUCAAGGAUGGAGAUCAGCAAGGACAAAUGUUUGUAUAAGAGAAGGUUCAUAUUAUUUUGAAUUUAGAAUCUUGAAAGCAGAUGAAAAAAGUCAUGUCCGAAUAGGAAUUAGUAGAAAAGAGGCUAGUUUAGAAGCACCUGUUGGGUUUGAUGGAUAUAGUUAUGGAUUAAGAGAUGUUGAUGGACAAUUCAUGACAAUCAGUAGAAGACAAAAAUUAUGUGUUGAAGGCGGAUUCCGUACUGGCGAUGUUAUUGGGUUCUUGGUUGAAUUACCACCACUUGAAAAACAUAGAAAAGCGAUUGAAGAAUUUACUAUGGAGAAAAGUAUCCUUCAACGUGAUCAAAAACAAAAAAGAAGAAAAAAGAAAAAGGUUGAACAGAAUAUCCAAGAUAAUGUCAAAUUUAACCAACAUGGAAACAUUUUGAGAGACCAAAUUCCUAUCAAGUAUAAGAAUGCUUUGUAUUAUGAACAAUACGAAUAUACCACUACCAAAACUAUGGAACAUUUGCUUAAUCCGGUUACUGUUUUUGGUGAGAAGGCAAUCAUUGAAAUGGAUGACAAGACAAAGAAUAUACCAAUAAUUCCUGAAUCCAGAAUACGCGUAUUUAAAAACGGUAUUGAACAAGAGUCUAUCACCGAUAUGUAUUCAUUCUUACCAACAAAUCUUGAAGAUACAGAAGAUAUAAACUUGGGACCAAACACAAGACAGCAGCUGAAUCCAAAUUAUAGAAAUACUGAUGAUGGAAGUCUAGGAUAUUACCCAAUGCUUUCGGCAUUUCAGUAUGGAGUGGUACAGCUUAAUCCUGGCCCAGAUUUCGAUUUUGCUCCACCACCGAUUACAACUACCAAAGAAAGAGUUAAACCAUUAAGUGACAGAUACAACGACCAAGUUGUUGAACAACUAUACUGGGAUAUAAUUGAUGAAGUUGAAGCACAAUAUUUAGAUAGUUUUGAUCUUAUAAGGUAG
Messenger RNA from Candida tropicalis MYA-3404, 1425 nucleotides. RefSeq names its product Ash2p (gene ASH2). The coding region runs from base 1 to 1425 and encodes 474 amino acids. Lineage: Eukaryota; Fungi; Ascomycota; Pichiomycetes; Serinales; Debaryomycetaceae. Gene Ontology annotation, cellular component: Set1C/COMPASS complex. The record is from RefSeq and is a predicted model, not a curated record. The transcript has a single exon. Gene Ontology annotation, molecular function: transcription cis-regulatory region binding; protein binding.